Penicillium robsamsonii is the source of this 879-nucleotide messenger RNA. RefSeq names its product pyrroline-5-carboxylate reductase. The coding region runs from base 1 to 879 and encodes 292 amino acids. The transcript is spliced from 2 exons. Gene Ontology annotation, biological process: L-proline biosynthetic process. Lineage: Eukaryota; Fungi; Ascomycota; Eurotiomycetes; Eurotiales; Aspergillaceae. Gene Ontology annotation, molecular function: pyrroline-5-carboxylate reductase activity. The record is from RefSeq and is a predicted model, not a curated record.
AUGACCUCAGGACAGACCCUUGGAUUCAUCGGAUGCGGUAACAUGGGAGGCGCCGUCCUAAACGGCCUCCUAAACAGUGCCUUCUCAAGCAAAAAUACCUCAGUCUCGCCAAAGCCAAUCACCCGCUUUAUCGCGUGCACAAAAACUGCCAGCUCGGCAUCCCGUCUACAAGCAUCAAUCGCACCAGAACACCAAGAACUAAUCAAGAUCGUCUCCGACCAAAACGUCCAGACAAUGCAAGAAGCCGAUAUAAUAAUCCUCGGCUGCAAGCCCUUCAUGGCAGAAGCCGUUUUAGGCGAAGAAGGCGUCCGCGAUGCCCUAGCCGGCAAACUCGUCAUCAGCAUGCUAGCCGGCCCAACAUGUCCGACCCUGACCCACCUCAUCAACCCAGACCCCAACGCCGCAGACUCCCCGCAUCUAAUGAAAGCCAUCCCGAACAUGGGCGCACAGUUUGGAGAGUCGAUGACAAUCAUCGAGACUCCUGCAUCGACAAUCCCGCAAUCCAUGGUUGCGGCCACGGAGUGGAUUUUCAACCAUGUCGGUGCGGUCAAGUACCUAGGCCCUGAGUAUAUUGGACUAGCGACUGUUCUUGUUGGCGCGACGAUGGCGACACUGACGCUGCCGAUUGAGGGAUUGUUAGAUGGGUGUGUUGCGGAGGGAUUUAAGCGGGGGGAUGCGAUGGAGUUGGUUUUGCAGGGGAUUCGGGGGCUGUCUGCUGUUCUGGAGUCUGGACAACAUCCGGCGGUUGUUAGGGAGAGUAUUUCUUCACCGAGGGGGUGUACUAUUCAGACGCUUUUGAGUCUUGAGAAGGCGGGCACGAGGUCGGAUUUUGCCGAGGCGAUUGUUAGAGGGAAUACGCAUUUGAAGGAGAAGAUGUAA